CACAACUGUCAGGGAGCAGCGAGAUCGCCCGGUUGCCGCAGCCUGCCUGGUUCUUCCAAGGCACGCAUCAUGAUCACCCUGCAGCUGCAGCCCGUCCUUGCAGUGACGUUAUGCGCGCUGCACGUCGCAGCCGGGGGUCGAUCGGAGGACCUGCUGGACGGCGUGCUGAGCCCCGAGCUGCUGCCUGGCUCCCUCCUCAUGCUGGACUCCAGCGUCGACAAUUCCAGCUGCAGCGCAGGCCGAUGGGACGACGCCUACGCCACCAUGGAUUUUCACAGGAAGAAGAUGAACGAGUACCUGUGCCGGAGCUACUUGGCGGAGCGUAUACUGGAUGAAGUGGAGAGGCCGCCUCCCGCCCCUGAACUGCCCUCUACACCAUUCCCGUCUCCGCCUCCCGCCUCCCAGCUGCCUGCUACACCGCUCCCGUCGCCGUCCUCCGUCCCCCAGCAGCCUGUUACGUCGCUGAUGUCUGCAGCCCUCGCCCCAGCUCCAGAGAAGAGGUCUGGAGAGCCUGCACCAGCAAAGCCAGGGGCAGCAAAGGACACAGAGCGGAGGCGGCAGGACCUGCUCCAUGACGAGGGUUCCAGCGCCUACAAGCAGUGGCUCUCCAGAACAACGACGCUGGAGGACGUGUACCGGCACUACGGCGAGGACUCCGGGGGCGGCGGACAGGACCUGGAGGCGCAGGGGGACGCCCCGCUGGGCGGCGGAACCCAGGGGUACGACGGUGACGUCACAGGGUACGCCGUCGUGGGCGGCAAGAUGGGCGGCGCCUCGGGGUACGGCUCCAGCGGCUCCGGAUACAGUGGCGGCCCCAGCUACCACCCCACGGGCUACGGGACUGCGGGUGGGGCCGGCGGUAUGGAGAAGGCCAUGGCCAUCAAGGACCUGUUCGAGAUGGCGCUGACCGCCAUCGCCUUCCUGUCCUUCGGCAUGUUCGUGCUCAACCUCAUCAUGACCUGUUUCAUGGCGCAGCCGGCUGCUGGCGUAGGCGGCGCGGGCGGCGGCAGUAGUGGAACGGUGGCGGUCAGCCUCCCGCCCGGCUUCGACCUGGGCAGCCUGGGCUUCGGGGGCGGGCUUCCCGGGGGUGGCGUCGGGGGCGUCGGGGGCGGCGGGGGCGGCGGUACUGGCGGCGUCGGGGGCGGCGUCGGCACUGGAGGAGUCGGGGGCGGCUUACCGCGCCCCGGGGUCGGGCGGAGGCGGCGGGGGGCGGCGCCGCCCCUGGCGUGGGAGCUGAACGAGAUGUCUGCGCGCGCGCUCGCCUCCGUGGACGCGCUGCUGCUGCUGCGGCCUCCCGGGCGCCGCGGCGCCACCGACGCCGACGUCGACGCCGCCGCCUGCGUGCGGAGCAGCCUCUGCCGCGCCGCGGCGCUGUCUCGCCGCCUCCGGCCGGCGCUUAGGGUGUGGAUGCCGCUCUGGAGUGUGGGGGCGGUGUGGCUGGCGUCCCGGCGCGCUGACCCGUCCCGCCCCCGGGCGUCGCUGCUGCCCUUCCUGGAGGCGGCUAUACUGGGGCUGGGGGGCGGCGACUGCGGCCGUCUGUACGCCUCCUGCCCCCCGGGGGCGGUGGCCGCAGCCUCGGCAGGCGCGCGCAGACGUCGACGCCGCGGGGACACCGGCUAG
Molecule: messenger RNA, 1620 nt
Organism: Schistocerca gregaria
Lineage: Eukaryota; Metazoa; Arthropoda; Insecta; Orthoptera; Acrididae
Product: translation initiation factor IF-2-like
Exons: 7
Coding region: 70-1620 (516 amino acids)
Source: RefSeq, a predicted model, not a curated record